AUGGCCCCUGGGCCGGACUUUACGGGGGGGAAUCGGUUCUCUUUGUUGGCCGAUUCACCCAAAGCGAAAAAGAAAAGAAAAGAACGUGAAAAAAUUACAUUCGAGUUCCCAGAUCUACCACAAACAUUCAAAGAAAAUCCUAAAUUUGUUGUUUUGGCUGCAGUUGACAGUGGAAAAAACUUAGCCCAAUACUCGUGCUUUUUAGUGCAUAAAGCAAUCCUCGCUAUAAGCAAGGAGAUCACAUCAAUCUCAGCGCUACGCGAUGGCACCAUUUUGCUACUGGUAAAAAACAAUACAAUCGCUCAACGUUUCUUAAAAACAACAACGUUACCCGGAGUAUGUAAAAUUGCUUGUAAACUUCACAACACCCUCAAUCACGUGAAAGGUACUGUUUAUGCACCCUGCCUCAACAAUGUGGACGAAGAAGAAAUCGUGUCUGAAUUAAGUUCACAAGGUGUAGUAGGAGCAUAUAAAUUUCAAAAAGUUUCCGAUGGGAAAGCUUACCCCUGUGGCGUGGUAUUGCUAACAUUCGAUCGAUACAACUUGCCCUCUAAAAUCGACAUAUGUUGGCACAAUGUAAAAGUUAGAGAAUACAUUCCGAAUCCCAUGCGAUGCAAAUCGUGUCAAAUUCUCGGGCAUACUGCUAAACAUUGCAAAAACUCACCCAGUUGUGUUAUAUGUAAUCUCCCACCACACUCACCAGAAAAAUGUACACGUGUCAGUUGUGCUAAUUGCCAAGAGCAACACCCAGCUUCAUCAAAAGAAUGUAAAAAAUUCCAACAGGAGAAGGAAAUAUUAAAAAUAAAAACAACCACAAAAUGUACGAUGCGAGAAGCCAGACGUCUCGCAACCAACUCAGUUCACAGCAACUCAGUUACUCCAACUUACUCGUCUAUCACCGCACAACAAACAAAUACACAAUCCGCACUCACACCCUCCGAACAAACAACAAAUAAUCAAUUGUCUCCAGAAAUUCAACAAAAUAACCAGACACCUUCCAACAACCAUGCUCUUCAUUCCAUCGAUUCUACAAAUACACAAUCAAUCAGCAACAAUACAAAUUAUACGGCUCUCCAAGGGAAAACACAGACAAAUAAUAAUUACAACAAUAAUGAAACUACACCUUUUUCACUCAACAAUCAAACAAAUUAUCUCAAUUUUCCAUCGCCAUCCGGAUUCACUCACGCAAGUACAAGAGUAAAUAAGCAAACAGAGGUACAGAACUAUAGCUGCUCAACUGAACAAAAUGCUCUCCCAACGACAUCAACAUCAUAUAAUUACUCCAACAACAUCAAUACCAACUUUUCAGAAGUAACGGACACCUAUGCACCUUUAACAACUCUACCAACUGAACUCCAACAUUUACCUCAAUUCUUGAGUCAAUUAAGCUCAAGUCAAUACGACGAAUUCGAAGAACAAAACAGCAGCUCACUUAAAUAA
Anastrepha ludens (Mexican fruit fly) is the source of this 1440-nucleotide messenger RNA. RefSeq lists its product as uncharacterized. Lineage: Eukaryota; Metazoa; Arthropoda; Insecta; Diptera; Tephritidae. The record is from RefSeq and is a predicted model, not a curated record. The transcript has a single exon. The coding region runs from base 1 to 1440 and encodes 479 amino acids.